CAAAAAUCCUCCUCUCACUCUUCAGACGAUGAUUUCAUCUUUCUCUCCCAUGCAAACAGAAACCGUAACUUUUGCAUCUUCUUCCUUUUGUUUUUCCUUUCUACCCCUCCUCAAACAUCAAAUUUACACUACCACACCCUUCACAACAAAAGGCAGAAACCAUCUCACCCUCCAGGCACUUUCUUCUUCUUCUUCUUCUCCAACCAAAGACAUAUGGAGACGAUCCAAGACGGCACCGUUUUACCGCCCAAAACCCUCCCAAAACUCCACUUUUUUAGACCACAGCAUCGACAUGGAAGAGCUUUUCGCUUCAAUAUCCAAAACCCAAAACGGAAAAGACCUUUUUACCCUUCUAUCCCCAUACAAGACCCGCCAACUCUCAAUCCGUUUCAUGGUAUCCCUCCUUUCCCGCGAAACAGACUGGCAAAGAUCGUUAGCUUUGCUCGACUGGGUCAACGAAGAAGCCCGUUACUCGCCUUCACUCUUCGCUUACAACGUUGUUAUUCGAAACGUGGUGAAAGCCAAACAAUGGGCCAUUGCCCAUGGCCUGUUUGAAGAAAUGCGUGAAAAAGGGUUAACACCCGACAGGUUUACUUAUUCGACAUUGAUAACGUAUUUUGGGAAAGAGGGCAUGUUUGAUUCGGCUUUGUCUUGGCUUCAAAAGAUGGAAAAUGAUGGUGUUUCGGGCGAUCUUGUUCUUUUUAGCAAUUUGAUUGAGUUAUCGAGGAAGCUACGAGAUUAUUCCAAAGCUAUUUCAAUUUUUAAUAAGUUGAAGAGGUCAGGAAUCGUGCCUGAUCUUGUUUGUUAUAAUUCGAUGAUUAAUGUGUUUGGGAAGGCUAAGUUGUUUAGAGAAGCAAGGCUGUUGGUUAAGGAAAUGAGGGAUGUUGGGGUCAUGCCGGAUACAGUUAGUUAUUCAACAGUUUUAAAUAUGUAUGUGGAGAAUCACAAGUUUGUUGAGGCAUUAUCGGUGUUUGCUGAGAUGAACGAAGUGAAGUGUCCACUUGAUCUUACCACUUGUAAUAUUAUGAUUGAUGUUUAUGGUCAGCUUGAUAUGGCGAAGGAGGCGGAUAGGUUGUUUUGGGGUAUGAGGAAGAUGGGGAUUGAGCCGAAUGUUGUUAGCUAUAAUACCCUUUUAAAGGUUUAUGGUGAGGCUGAGCUUUACGGGGAAGCAAUUCAUCUUUUUAGGUUGAUGCAUAGGAAGGAUAUUGAGCAGAAUGUUGUUACAUAUAAUACGAUGAUUAAGAUUUAUGGGAAGUCUCUUGAGCAUGAAAAGGCGUAUAAUCUUGUGCAAGAAAUGCAAAAUAGGGGGAUUGAACCUAACGCCAUUACAUAUUCAACCAUAAUAUCUAUAUGGGGUAAGGCAGGGAAGUUGGAUAGGGCUGCAAUGUUAUUUCAGAAGUUGAGGAGCUCUGGGGUUGAGAUUGAUCAGGUGCUUUAUCAAACAAUGAUUGUGGCUUAUGAAAGAGCUGGUUUGGUUGCUCAUGCUAAGCGCUUGCUUCAUGAGCUUAAGCAACCGGAUAAUCUCCCUAGGGAUACAGCGAUUAUGAUUCUUGCCCGUGCUGGUCGGAUUGAAGAGGCUACGUGGGUUUUUCGACAGGCAUGUGAUGCUGGUGAGGUGAAGGAUAUAUCUGUGUUUGGAUUGAUGAUUGAUCUUUUCUCACGGAAUAAGAAGCAUGCAAAUGUCAUUGAGGUGUUUGAGAAGAUGAGGAGUGCUGGAUAUUUUCCUGAUUCUAAUGUGAUUGCCCUGGUGCUGAAUGCCUACGGGAAGUUGCGAGAGUUUGAGAAAGCAGAUGCUGUAUAUAAGGAGAUGCAGGAAGAAGGAUGUGUUUUUCCUGAUGAAGUUCACUUCCAAAUGCUGAGUCUUUGUGGUGCUAGAAAAGACUUUAAGAUGGUAGAAUCACUGUUUGAAAAGCUUGAUUCUGAUCCUAACAUCAAUAAAAAGGAGCUGCAUCUUGUUGUUGCCAGCAUUUAUGAAAGAGGAAACAGACUAAAUGACGCCUCGCAAAUCAUGAACAGAAUGAGUGAAAGAGGAAUUUUGAAGUCGUCAAGGGGAAAACGAGAGACAACAAAAAAAGAACAAGAAAUGAAGAGAUUAAAAUCCUAUUACAUGCAAAUUCGUCACAAUAAUAAUCAAGCAAUGGAGCGCAGAUGGAUCUUCCCUUUAGCUGUUGGCUCCAUUGUUUCCUUAUUUUUACUCUUUUUAACAACCUUAACCUCUUUUGACGGCUCCCCAUUUCUUUUCUUCUACCGUUCCUCCACCGUAAUCGGCGGCUCCUCCACUUUCGUGGAGAACCAGCUAAAACCCAUCCCCAUCUCCACCCUCCCUCCCCCUCCCCGCUUUGCAUACCUCGUUUCCGGCUCAGCCGGCGACGGUCGCAUGCUGAAAAGGACCCUCUUAGCCCUUUACCAUCCCUUAAACCAAUACGUAGUCCAUCUUGACAGGGAAGCUAGCUCUGAAGAGAGACUCGAUCUGGAGAAGUUUGUGAAAAAUCAUCAAGUGUUUAAUAAAGUUGGGAAUGUUAGGAUGAUUGUGAAAGCUAAUUUGGUUACUUAUAGGGGACCUACUAUGGUUGCUAAUACGCUUCAUGCUGCUGCAAUUUUGUUGAAAGAAGGAGGAGAUUGGGAUUGGUUUAUUAAUCUUAGUGCUUCUGAUUAUCCCCUUGUUACCCAAGAUGAUCUGUUGCACACAUUUUCAUACUUGCCAAGGGAUCUGAAUUUCAUUGAUCAUACAAGCAAUAUUGGGUGGAAAGAGUUUCAGCGGGCUAAGCCAAUUAUUAUAGAUCCAGGGUUGUAUAGUGUGAAAAAAGCUGAUGUUUUUUGGGUGACACAGAGGAGAAGUGUUCCAACUGCAUUCAAACUCUUUACAGGUUCUGCGUGGAUGGCACUUUCUCGGCCUUUUAUUGAUUAUUGCAUCUGGGGAUGGGACAACCUACCUCGAACAGUCCUCAUGUACUAUGCAAACUUUUUAUCUUCUCCAGAAGGUUACUUCCACACAGUCGUUUGUAAUGCUCAAGAGUUCCGUAACACUACUGUAAACAGUGAUCUCCAUUUUAUAUCAUGGGAUAACCCUCCUAAGCAGCAUCCGCAUCACCUCAAGCUUGAUGACAUGCAACGAAUGAUAAACAGCAAUGCUCCUUUUGGGAGAAAGUUCCCUCAGGAAGACCCAGUGCUUGACAAAAUUGACUCUGAGCUGUUGUCUCGGGGUCCAGGAAUGUUAACUCCUGGUGGUUGGUGUGUAGGAAGUGUGAAAAAUGGGACUGAUCCUUGUUCUGUUGUUGGUAAUACAACAGUCCUCAGGCCUGGCCCUGGAGCGAAAAGGUUGGAAACUUUGAUCAGCUCUCUUCUAUCCAAUGACAAUUUUAGGCCGCGGCAAUGCAAAUAA
Messenger RNA from Theobroma cacao (cacao), 3382 nucleotides. RefSeq names its product beta-glucuronosyltransferase GlcAT14A. Lineage: Eukaryota; Viridiplantae; Streptophyta; Magnoliopsida; Malvales; Malvaceae. Gene Ontology annotation, cellular component: membrane. The record is from RefSeq and is a predicted model, not a curated record. Gene Ontology annotation, molecular function: glucuronosyltransferase activity.